This is a messenger RNA of Ixodes scapularis (black-legged tick), 2318 nucleotides long. RefSeq names its product ras-interacting protein RIP3. NCBI's taxonomy places the organism in Eukaryota, Metazoa, Arthropoda, Arachnida, Ixodida, Ixodidae. Gene Ontology annotation, biological process: chromatin remodeling. The record is from RefSeq and is a predicted model, not a curated record. The coding region runs from base 214 to 1533 and encodes 439 amino acids. Gene Ontology annotation, cellular component: Ino80 complex; nucleus. The transcript has a single exon.
AACAAGAGAACUUCUCUGUGCAUCUGUGCAAUCUGCAAUGUACGAGGAGUGACGGGAAGUAUCGAAUUAUCGGAGAAUCAAACCCUGUUCUCCUGUUCCGUGUUCGUGGUGUGUUCGGUUGAAAUGAAACGUGAGUUGUGCACCCUCUUGGUCCGCUUCGACGAGUCUCAGCGUCGGUGAGCGAACCCCACCGCCCCUCGCACCGGUCCGAAAAUGCCGAUCUCGGACGACGCCGUCGUUUCCUACCGCCAGAAGUACAGGAACCUCAAGCGAAAGCUCAAAUUCCUGCUCUACGAGAACGAAUGCUUCCAAGAGGAGUUGCGAAAGGCGCAGCGGAAGCUGCUCAAGGUAACCAGGGACAAGAGCUUCCUCCUCGAUCAGAUCCUGCAGUACGAGUCCAUCGACUCGUCGUCGAGCGACUCGGACGCUACCGUGUCUAGUGACAGCGAACCCGAGCACCGAAUCGAGCCACCCACGCCCGUGAUCAAGAAAAAGAAGCCGGCUGUGAGUAACGACGUUCCCCUGUUGCACCAUGUGCCCGUAGCAGCGGCAGCAACGGCGUCCGCCACGGCGGCUGCAACGGCUGCGUCAAUAGCGCCGUGCGUCGCGUCCUGUUCGGUAACACUCAAAACGGAAAUGCCAGCAGUAGCAGCCGUUGCCGCUAGCAGCAGCAGCAGCAGCAGUACGGGGUCCCUCGGAAUCCUUUCCGCAGUCUCCGCCAACCCCAAAUCGACGGUCCCAGUGGCGGCGCCCGUCUCGCUUAAUCCGACGUUAGAAAAAAAGAAAAAAGUUGCGCGAACCCCAAAACCCAUUGCGCAUGCGCAGGCAGCGCCGCUGCAACUUCAACCGCAGCUGCAACCCCAGCCGCAACCACAGAUACAGCAACAAACUCAGCUGGUGCAGCAGCCGCAACAACAACAGCAAACAACAACAAAACUCCAGCAGCAGCAGCAACAACAGCAAGAACAACAACAACAGCAGCAACAACGACAACAACAGCAACAACAACAACAACAACAGCAGCAGCAACAACAGCAGCAGCAACAACAGCAGCAGCAACAGCAACAGCAACAGCAGCAGCAACAGCAACAGCAGCAGCAACAGCAGCAACACCAACAGCAGCAGCAGCAGCAGCAACACCAGCAGCAGCAGCAGCAGCAACCAUCACAAAAACUGUCGCAGCAGCUGUCGACGCAACCUCAGCAGCCGUCCAAACCGCUGUUGACGGCGAGUAGCAUCCAGAAACGGAUAAUGGAAGCGAACGAGACGCUCAUUGUGGGACGGCUGGACGGUCACAUGACUUCGGAGGAGGUGGAGAGACACCUGGAGGCACGUCAGGCGCUGCGGGACCUGCUGCCGGAAAAGGCUCCGCUCACCGUUCCGGCCGAACUCUUCAGCAACGAGCCGCCCGGGGACCUGUUGGACGGUGGCUUGCUCGGGAACCACCCGUCGGAAAGGGUACUCGCCGUCUGCGUUCCGGAGGGCACCUCUGUGGUGGACGACGAGGGACUCGCGAUUGACCUGCCAGAGUGACUCCGACCGCUCGCAGCGCGGCUACUUCUCAAGGACAAACUCUUUAUAAUAUUGCGUUGUUGCGGUCGAUUCGCAAUGAUCAUAAUAAACGUGCGGAAGGGACAUUUUCUCGCCCUCCCCCCUUCCCCAUACGACUUGCUGCGACUUUUGACGAUCGUCAAUCAUUGCUCUUUGUGAUAUGGGUAUGAACUACAUCUUUGUAGGCUGGCGAAAGAGGAACAAUUAUGUUUUCUCAAUGAGUGCGAGUGACAUUUCUAGUAUCGGGUGAAUUCCCGCGCUCCGCUUGUUCUCUGCCUCAUUCGUGUGCAGUAUAGCAUGGUUGUAAGCGAGGAGUUUUGCGAGUAUCCAACAGAUGUGUAGCUAUCACGGGAAGUUGCGGCUGGUCGUUAGGCCCGUGCAGCUGCUCGCAUUUUAACGAAACAGUCCACGUUGGUGACUGCGCAGGCAUCUGUGAAUCCUACAUCGCAGUGUUAUCAGAAUUCUCCAUACCCUUUGGCCAAUGACGACAGUUAACUCCAUGGUUGGGGUCGAAGAAUUGUAGUAAAAGAAAUAAGCUGCUUUUGGAGCAAUCCUUAUUUCACCCUUUAUGUACCGAAUUAAGGUGCUUAAAUGCACUUUUAAUAUCGGUCUAUGAAGAUGCACAAAUUUCAGACGCAAAAAGUCUUAUUUUUUUACUCCGACGACCAGAUCUUGGAAGAACUACUGUGCGCAGCAUAAGGAACUACGCAUGAAGCUUGUUCUUUUCCUCGAGGUAGCAAAGAGUAAAGUCUCUGGGCAAUUCGUAA